Messenger RNA from Schistocerca serialis cubense, 1095 nucleotides. RefSeq names its product translation initiation factor IF-2-like. The coding region runs from base 1 to 1095 and encodes 364 amino acids. NCBI's taxonomy places the organism in Eukaryota, Metazoa, Arthropoda, Insecta, Orthoptera, Acrididae. The record is from RefSeq and is a predicted model, not a curated record. The transcript is spliced from 4 exons.
AUGCGCCGUCACGCCGUGAUCCGCGCGCCGCGCCGUGAUGGAUUCCCGCUUUUGAGGCGUCCGUCUGCUGAUGGGAAGACCCGGCGUCUAAUCCCGCACCAUCCAUCAACGGCCGCCGUGGCCGGCACCCUCUGCCCCGCCACGGCCUCCCAGAAGCCCGGCCGCCUCUGCCGGCAGCCAGUUCACUUGCCGCAGCGCGCCACCGUGGCCCGCGGAGGAACUUAUCCCGGAACACUGGCUGGCGCCCUGCGCCGUCCAGCAGGCAGGCAGGAGGCUACAGGCUGCGUAAAAAGCGUCGCCCCCGCCCCCGCCCCCGCCCCCGCCCCUCGUCAGACGCCCCCGCCCUCGCUUCCUUCCGGCGCGGCCUUUGUCUCGCGGUCCCGCUUUCCCUUCCGGCCGCACCUGCUGGCGCCUCGCCGACAGGCAUCUGGCGCCGCAGCCCCACAGCACUAUCUUCGUUGCGAUGCGACCGGGGGCGAGAUUCCGUCCAGCGACGAGGUGAUCCAGAUUCGCAGGUGCCUGGCCAGUCCAUGGACUCCUGUGGAGUCCGGUCCUCCGGGCGGCCCCGUCGACGCGUUUCCUAGUAUAGUGUGGAGCCCCUGCACGCCGCCAACACGGCGAUCAGACGGCCGUCCGUGUUUAGCAGAGGCGGGCGCAUCUGCCGGGCGGUAUCUGACGUGCGGUGGCACGGCAGGCGGCGCCACCGGAGGCGUCGCUGACAGCGCGGCGGCCGCGAUAAGCCGGACGGGGCAGCCGGCUAUGCAGGCCGUAAUCUGCGCGGCCGGCGGCGGCGGCGGCGCGCGACCUGAGGAAGUGGCCUUGUCAGAUGGCCGCCGCGAUACUGUCGAGGUGCGCCUCAAUGGCGCCACCGGAAAUGGAGUGCGGCCCGGCCGGCGUGGCGCGCCUUAUCUGGGAGGAGCUGCUCCGGAAGACCGCGACGGGCGCGGCGGCGGCAGCGGCCAUCUCCUCGCCGGAGGACGCGCCGGCCAUUGUGCGCCCUCGCCGGCCACCGGCGCGCGGCUUCUAUCUGCCGCGGCCGGCCGACGUACCCUUCCGCAGGUUCACGUGGCCAGCGCGGCCCAAGGAGCUACCUGA